Molecule: messenger RNA, 2151 nt
Organism: Aphidius gifuensis
Lineage: Eukaryota; Metazoa; Arthropoda; Insecta; Hymenoptera; Braconidae
Exons: 3
Coding region: 292-1758 (488 amino acids)
Cellular component (GO): nucleus
Molecular function (GO): DNA binding
Source: RefSeq, a predicted model, not a curated record
AGAUGACGGUUUGGGCAGGGCACAAUAAAAUUCGGUUGGAACAUUUUUUUUUUUUUAUAGAAGCCCUCUCUGUUGUUAUGUAUCCACGUUGGCGUGUUUUUUCUUCUUUUUUUUUAUCUAAUAAAAUAAAUUACAUAAAUAUCGAUUAAUCGAACAAUAGAUAGAUCGUUUUAAUAAUCGAGCAUAUGAUUAAUCGAAAAUAGUCGUGUUGCUCCAGCUGUCAGUUGCUCAAUGGUGGAGUUUUGUGAUGAUCAAGUGUAAACAAAGUGUAAAUAAAUAACAUCAAAAAUCAUGAGUUCAAAAAAAUCAAAAAGUGUAAUUAAAACAGUAAAAUAUACAGAAAAACAAUUACAAGCAGCUUUGAUGGCUAUAAAACAAGGUCAAUCUGUCUAUUCAGUUGCAAAACAAUUUAAAAUACCAAAAACAACACUUUUGUAUAAAUCAAAAGGUAGAUUACCACCACAAAUUUCAAAAAGAGGACCUGUAUGUCUUUUGGGGAUUGAGAUUGAAAAUGACAUCGUUGAAUGGAUUUUGGAUAUGACCAAAGAUGGAUGUCUUGUUACCAAAGCUCAACUUAUUUCUAGUGUUCAUAUGAUGUUGGAUACUUUGGACAAACCAACACAACAAUUUACAAAUAACACACCUGGACGAGCCUGGUACAGUGCUUUUCUUUCUCGACAUCCUGAAAUGAGUGAAUGUAUCACACAAAAUUUAACAUCCAGUCGUGUUGCAGUUACAGAAGAACAAAUACGAAAUUGGUUCAAACAAACUAAUGAUUAUUUAAAGUCAAAAAAUCUUGAUAAUAUUGGUGCUGAUCGACAGUAUAAUUGUGAUGAAAUAGCUCUUUCAUUGAAUCCACAAAAUGAUUCAGCCACUGAAAAUGAUGAGUUAAUUACGUUAGUAUGUGGUAAUGCUAGUGGACAAGUUUUACCUCCACUUGUUAUGUUUCCUUACAAGAGACUUCCCAAAGCUAUAUCUUCUUCAAUACCCAACGGCUGGGGAGUUGAUAACUCUGAUGAUGGUUUGAUAACUAGCAAAACAUUUUAUAAUUAUAUUGAAAAAAUAUUUUACCCUUGGUUAGUCCUCAAUAACAUUGAGUUUCCAGUUAUAUUAUUUGUUGAUGGUCAAUCAGCUAAUCUGACCUAUUCAUUAAGCCAAUUAUGUCGUGAAAAAAGAAUUGAACUUGUUGCUCUUUAUCAAAAUGUAAGUCAUUUACUUCGACCGAUAAAUGUUGCAGUAUUUCCUUCAUUAAAAACAUGUUGGCAGCAGGUUGUUUUUCAAUGGAGAAUGGAAAAUAAUGCUAACAAACUUAAACGUGAACAUUUUUGUAAAUUAUUAGAAAAAACAUUAUUACAAUUGGACAUGAAAAUAAUUCUUCAGGAUGGAUUUAGAUCAUUUGGACUUUAUCCAUUUAAUGCUGAUACUAUUGAUUAUGUAAAAUGUUUUAAAACUUCAAAUAGCCAAAAGCCAACAAGACCUGCAAUUAGAUCAACUUCAACUUCAUUUGAUCAAGAAGAAAUUCAAAUUACUUUGGAUGUUUUGGAAAGCACAAUGGACAAAAAAAUUAUUAAACAAUUUGAAAAAUCUAAAAGUCAAGGACGAUGGUCUGGUGAUGUUAAGUUUGAAGCUUUAUUUCAAACUUGGUUGAAAAUUAAAUUAAUGGUUAAUGAUGAAUUAGUAGUUAAGGAUGAAUUACCUGUAGAAAAUAUUAUCAAUGAUUAUGAACAACCAGGAGUAUACUUUCGUUUACUCGAAUAAAUUUAUGAGUUAAUAAUCAUCAUUUAAAUAUUUCAGUUACGUUUUUAAACUUUAAAAAAAAUAUAUAUAUGCCUCAAAAAAUAAUAGGCCAAAGUGUGUUAUCAGUUUUUUUUUUUAACUACCAAAAAAAAAUUUUGUAUAAAAUAAAUAAAUAUAUUUUUGCUUUAACUCUGUAUAUUAGAAUAAACAAAAAUCAUCAUCUCAACUGAAGAUAAAAACAUUUCAUAAAAAAAAAUUUGAAAAAUAUAUUGUCAAACAAUUUCAAGGCUCAAUUAACCAAGUGAAGAUUAACUCAUUUGCUCUUGAGCUGGAAUUUUUUUGUCUCACUAAAUUGCUACGUGAUAAUUUAGAUUUAGAUAAAAAUAUAAGUAACGUAUUACAAAUUUAGUUAAA